AUGCGGCCGAGAGUAGCGUACUCAUUCCCUGAGGAGGUGCUGGAGCACGUGUUCUCCUUCAUCGAGUGCGAUAAGGACCGUGGCUCGAUCUCCCUUGUCUGUAAGUCCUGGUACGAGAUCGAGCGCUGGUGCCGCCGGAGAGUCUUCGUCGGAAACUGCUAUGCCGUCUCUCCGGAUACCGUCGUCAACCGCUUCCCCAAAGUUAGAUCCAUCACCAUCAAGGGCAAGCCGCACUUCGCGGACUUCAAUUUGGUCCCCGAGGGUUGGGGCGCUUACGUCGGCCCUUGGAUCAAGGCCAUGGCCGCUGCCUACCCCUGGCUCCAGGAGAUCAGGCUCAAGAGGAUGGUUGUCACCGACGAAUGCUUCGAACUUAUCGCCAAAUCGUUCAAGAACUUCGGAGUGCUGGUGCUCACCUCUUGCGAGGGUUUCACCACGGAUGGACUUGCUGCCAUUGCCGCCCAUUGCAGGAAUUUGAGGGAGUUGGAGUUGCGGGAGAGUGAAGUGGAUGACAUUUCUGGGCACUGGCUUAGCCAUUUCCCCGAUUCAUACACAUCAUUGGUUUCCCUUAACAUUUCUUGCUUAGGCAAUGAGGUGAAUUUGUCCGCCCUAGAGCGUCUGGUUAGUAGGUGUCCCAACCUGCAGACUCUCCGCCUGAACCGUGCUGUGCCCCUAGACAGGCUGGCCAACCUUCUUCGUGGAGCUCCUCAGUUGGUUGAGUUAGGCACUGGGGCCUACACGACUGACAUGCGGCCGGAGGUCUUCUCGAAUCUGACCGAAGCAUUUUCUGGGUGCAGGCAGUUGAGAAGCUUGUCUGGAUUUUGGGACGUGCUCCCCUCCUACCUUCCAGCUGUUUAUCCUAUCUGCUCCAACCUUACAACACUGAACAUGAGUUAUGCAACUAUUCAAAGCCCUGAUCUUAUCAAGCUUGUCAGUCAGUGUGAGAAUUUACAACGGUUAUGGGUGCUGGAUUACAUAGAAGAUGCUGGCCUUGAAGUGAUUGCUGCAUCGUGUAAGGAUCUUAGGGAGUUGAGGGUGUUUCCGUCUGACCCGUUUGGGUUGGUGGAACCAAAUGUAGCGUUGACAGAGCAGGGCCUUGUUUCUGUGUCUGAAGGCUGUCCCAAGCUCCAGUCAGUUCUAUAUUUUUGUCGUCAAAUGUCUAACGCUGCCUUGCAUACAAUUGCCAGGAACAGGCCUAAUAUGACUCGUUUUAGACUGUGUAUUAUUGAGCCUCAAGUUCCAGACUAUAUUACCCAUGAAUCUCUGGAUUCUGGUUUUGGAGCAAUUGUAAAGAAUUGCAAGGAUCUGCGGCGCCUUUCCCUUUCUGGGCUUCUUACUGACCGUGUUUUUGAGUAUAUUGGGACUUAUGGUAAGAAGCUUGAGAUGCUUUCUGUGGCUUUUGCUGGAGAUAGCGAUUUGGGACUCCAUCAUGUGCUGUCUGGGUGUGACAACCUUAGGAAGCUGGAGAUCAGGGACUGCCCCUUUGGUGACAAAGCCCUUUUAGCCAAUGCUGCAAAGCUGGAGACAAUGCGAUCCCUUUGGAUGUCCUCUUGCCUCGUAAGUUAUGAAGCAUGUAAACUGCUGGGUCAGAAAAUGCCGAUGCUUAAUGUUGAAGUCAUUGAUGAAAGAGGACCUCCAGAUUCAAGGCCGGCUAGUAGUCCUGUCGAGAAGUUAUACAUAUACAGGACUGUUUCAGGGCCAAGAUUGGACAUGCCAGGCUAUGUAUGGCGAAUGGAAGAUGAUUCUGCAUUAAGAAUUUCUUGA
Molecule: messenger RNA, 1761 nt
Organism: Sphenostylis stenocarpa
Lineage: Eukaryota; Viridiplantae; Streptophyta; Magnoliopsida; Fabales; Fabaceae
Source: the annotation of a GenBank genome assembly